AUGUUCAAUCCCUUUCAUCUCGACUUGCCCAACUACGACGACGACGACGACUACUACUACAACUACUACUACAACGACGACGACGACGACGACGACGACAACAACAACAACAACAGCAACAAAAGCUACCAGUACCACUUUUACAAAAGCAAUAGCAUGCUGCUCUCCGCCGUGUUCCUUGUCCGUGUCGCGCUGCUCGCCGCGCCCGCCGCGCCCGCCGCCCGAGCAUCCAGCGGCGUCGUCCUCCCUCUCUACGUCUAUCCGUCCGCCAAAUUCGGCGACGGCGCGGCAAGAUGGCAGCCCGUGCUUGACGCAGCCAUUUCCAGCCCGUCCGUCCCCUGGCUCAUCGUCGUCAAUCCUCACAACGGGCCAGGUCUGUCGGGCCAGCCCGGCGACGCCGACCAAAACUACAUUACGGGCGUGUCAAAGCUCAACGCCGUCUCCAACAUCAAGACCAUCGGCUACGUCCGCACAAACUACUGCACUUUCUCGCUGGAGGACCUCGAGGGAAACGUGACGGCGUGGAGCAGCUGGUCGAGCUACAGGGCCGCGAACCUGUCCGUGCACGGAAUCUUCUUUGACGAAUCAGCCCCGGACCUGGGCUACAUGACCGAGGCCGUCGGCUCGGCUCGCCGGAUCUUCGGAAGCGUGCCCAUCACGACGGUAUGCAACUUUGGCACGGCCGUCGCUGCGGAGUACUACAAGAUCUGCGACGUGGUCGUGGCGUUUGAGAGCUGUCUCAACUGCUCGCUCGGCCCGCAGUACAAGGGCGCGGAAACGCUCAGGGCCAACAUACCUGCGGAGCAGAGGAGCCGGGGAGCGGUGAUUGUCCAUCAUUUCAGGGGGACGGCGUUUGACGGAAGCCGCGCGGAUUCUGGCCUGGUGAGGAGGUAUCUGGCCGACGCGAAGAAGGGCGGGCUGGGAUGGGCGUAUUUUUGCUCGGCAGGCUAUGACGACGUCACGGCUGCGCCGGCAACGGUGGGGGAAGUAGCCAAGGGACUGGCUUGA
Molecule: messenger RNA, 1008 nt
Organism: Ustilaginoidea virens
Lineage: Eukaryota; Fungi; Ascomycota; Sordariomycetes; Hypocreales; Clavicipitaceae
Exons: 2
Coding region: 1-1008 (335 amino acids)
Source: RefSeq, a predicted model, not a curated record